AUGAGUGAUUCCGUAAAACAAGAAAAUAUACCAUGUAUAGGAAAUCCAUCUUUUGAGCAAUGUAAGAUAGCUAGUUAUUUAGAAUUCGAAAUAACAGUAAGAUAUUUAUCUAAAUUAAAGGAAGAAAGUAGUGACGAAGAUAAAAAAAAAGCUUUAAAUAAUUAUGAUGCUAUAGCACAAGAUAUUGAUAAAUUUGAAAAAGAUUGCAAACUUUAUAAAGUACCAAAAGAAAUGCAGUAUCCAAUGGCAUACAGAAUAAGUAAUCGUCUAUAUGAUUAUUGUUUUGAUGAACCAUUGACAGAGCAAUAUUCCUUAAAAUUAAAGGAAAUUUUUAGUGUGGAGGAAGAUACAUUUCAAAAAGUUUUUUUGGAGGCAUUAAAGGAAAAGGACAAUAAAUAUAAAAAGAAAAUAAUUGACAAUAUAAAUUUGAUAAAAGAGUAUCUUAAGGAAAAGGGAGAAUCUAAGGGAAUUGCAUUAUCCGAAGAAAAAUUACAAAAUGCAGCAACCAGAAUAAGAGGUUUUUUAAAUGAUUUCUUUUCUUUUUCUAUAAUACCUUCCAGAACUUUUCCUGUGGAACCUGAUGAUGGAAGCCCACCCUUAUAA
Plasmodium relictum is the source of this 603-nucleotide messenger RNA. RefSeq names its product gamete antigen 27/25, putative. The coding region runs from base 1 to 603 and encodes 200 amino acids. The record is from RefSeq and is a predicted model, not a curated record. The transcript has a single exon. NCBI's taxonomy places the organism in Eukaryota, Apicomplexa, Aconoidasida, Haemosporida, Plasmodiidae.